AUGGGCGCAACACAAAGCAGGACAGCCAUCAAGGAAGCGACCCUAAUGUCAGAAAUCAUCCUUAAGUGCUGUAUAGUGUCCGAAGAGGAUGCAGAAGCUCUACCCUGCCCAGAGUACCAGGAGGGUUUUGACGGCUCUUGCUAUGAGUUUGUGGGUCUGCAGCGAUCCUUCCUCAGUGCCCAGGAGUGGUGUGAGCGCGGUGGAGGACACAUAGCCUUCAUCCUGAACGAUGAAACACAGCAGUUUCUCCAGAAGCACCUGGACCCGGAGAAGGACUGGUGGCUCGGGCUGGCACCUGCAGCUCCAAACCUCACACUCGACUCUGCUGCCGCCGAGGGUUCGCUUGCAUGGCUGGAAGGCUCAGAUGUCAGCUAUAGUAACUGGGUGAACAUACCAGAUGCACAAGCAGCCUGCGGACAUAUCCUGAGACAUUCAGGCUUCCAGUGGGAAGCAUCAGGGAACUGCAGCCAGGAACUCAACUUCAUUUGCCAGUUUGAUUCUGGAAGAUCUAUCGCAUGUGAUGGCCAAAAUGCCACAUUGCAAUGUGGUUCUGGUCAAGUUAUAGAGAUAGAUGACAGCUUCUAUGGUCGAAAAACAAUUCACUACUGCAGAUCCAAACUUACAGCCUCACCCACAUCCUCCCAGGAGGAGUGCAGCUGGAUAGAUGUGAUGGAUUCUGUAACAGCCCAUUGCCACGGUCUGCAGGCGUGCCAGGCUCCGGUGGAUUUGAGCUCUUUUGGCGAACCAUGUCCUGUCCUGGGAAGUUACCUGUCUGUAGAGUACACCUGCAAACAUGGACUCAUCUUGUUGAUGAGCAAGCUGGCUGCCGUCUUUGAAAAUGUCACCAUCACUGUGAAGUGGCUCCUUCAUCCUUUUCAGGGGAACCUCACAUGCACACUGACUGUUGGAGACGGCCACACUAUUGAUCCAUACAGCCCAGAAGAGAUGGAGAGCACUGUGAUUCACAAAUUCAGCCGUCCCGGUGUUUUCAUGGUUGAAGUGGAGUGCACUACCAGUGAAUGGCAUGUCACAGCUCAGAAACACAUAACCAUUCAGGAGCCUGUUGGAGAGUUUGGUGUCAUUAAGUGCUAUAGCAGGAAUAUGUCAACAGGUGGCACUAAAUGCAAUGUGCUUCAUGGUAGUCCUGUUCAGAUCCAGGUUAUGGUAGAGGCAGGUUCAAAUGUUUCCUACACAAUCCAGCAUGAAGGCCAUGUGGUUGCAAACGUGUCAGUGGAGAAUGGUAUCGAACCCCACAACAUUACACUGAGUGAAAGUGUGGUGGAGAAGCUUGGUCACGGCUGCCACAACCUAAAUCUAGCCGCCUCUAACAGGGUCACAGCCCACACAGUGUCCACGGAUCUGAAGCUGUGUCUGCUGGAGCCCAUUGAAGGGCUGCAGGCCUCGGUGAUAGCAGAGGAAGACGUGUGUCCAGACUCUAAUGAUCUCAUCAUUGGUGUUUCGUUGGAGCGGGGAGCCCCUGUGGAGCUGCUCUUCACUCUGACUGGAGCCAGCGACACACUCUCCGAGAAUAAAGACAUGCUCAAUGGCAGCUUACAGGCUUUUACAUUCUCCAGCCCACUUGAAGGACCGUUGAGGGUGACGCUACGAGCUGUGAAUGACCUCUCUGCCUCUGAUGUGGACGUGGACUUAGAGAACAUACUUUUGGCUUGCCAGAAUCUCUCAGACUUUUCACCAGAUAAGGAUGGAAACACAACAGGUAGUGUGAGUAUCGACAACUUGAACAUAACUGCUACUCCGGACACGUUGGUUGACUACACUCAGAGUGUCACACUGAGUGUAACUGGAACUGAAUCGUUGCCCAGGAAAGGACUGGCAUUUGAAUGGAAGUGUAGGAAGAAUGAGCUAGGUUUUGCCAAGUACACUUUUCCAAUACCAGGUCCUGAGCCAACUGAACCAGCUGCUACUGAUGCUCCUGCAGACAACCGGCCCCCCUCAUGUAGCAUCUCUCCUUCGUCAGGAACAGUUCUAGAUGCUUUUGACAUAACCUGCAAAUCAAGCUCUUUCUGCUCUAGAGGCUGUUUGUAUUGCUUUAAAACAGACACAGGAAAACAUCUGCGCUGCAGUAAUGCAAAUGAAGUUAAAUCUGUCUUCCUGCCUCUCGGAGAUAAGAACAACAACUACAGUUUGUCUGUUGUGGUGACUGUGAAAAAUGAAUAUGAGAAAGCCAGCACUACUGUUGUCUCCACUCAGGUACGAAAAAGCAGCUCCAGCACGUCUGUGGAGGCUCUCCAAUCUGCAGUGGAGGACAGUGUGAGUCAGUUAGAGCAGCAGGGUCUUCUCUCUGGUGAGGCACUUGGACAAAUAUUUACUUCAGUUUCUGAUAUGCUGAAUACAGAGGACGGCCAAGAACAGAAGGAUGCAAGGACGAAGCUCAGAAAGCAAAUGCUGACCAAAAUGACCAGAGUUCUGCAAGACUCACCCAGCAACACAACUCAGGAAGUGCAAGUGACGGCCAGAGCUGUGGCCGGACUCACCCAUCGCCCAGACGAGCUCAGUCCCGCUGCUCAAGUUCAGUAUAGUUCGUUGUUGGUAGACCUCAGCUCCUCCCUCAAGACCAUUAGUGUAAAUCAGGACGAUGGAGAUGAAGGAGAAGUUGUGCAAGCAGCUACACCAAUAGUUGAAGCAGCCAGUAAUAUUUUGAAUGUUUCGUCCAAUGUAAGUCCUCAGAAAAAAGUCUCAGAUUUUCUUCUUACUGGGAUAAGCAAUGUUCAGAGUGCUUUGCUGAAUAAUAAAAAGCUGAAUGGAGACCCCGCCAUCAUUGAUUCUGGUCAGAUCAGUGUGUAUGUUAACAGAGUGUCUCCAGAAAAGAUGCAAAUGCAGGAUAUAAACGUCCAGAAGAACAGCUCCUCCAGAUUUUCCUUCCCCGCGCUGCCUGCUCAUAUUGUCUCUCCAGAGGAGCCAGUUGAUGUCAGAAUGAUGAGUUUUGAGAAAAACCCGUAUUCCUGGAACGAAGGAAACAUCACAGGAACUGUAGGAUCCGUCUCUCUCACCAGAAUGAACGGCACUGUCAUUCCUGUAGAGAAUUUACCUGACGAGAUAGAGAUUUUCCUACCAAGGCUUGAUGUUGGGCAGGAGAUCAGCACGGUGCUGGACCUGGCCAAUUUCAGCACGUUAAUAAUUAACGUUCCCUCGCCGGAUGUAACACUGGUCCUGAAAAUGGAUCCGUCUGAAAACAUAUCCUUCAUGCUAUUCCUGGGAUGUAAAGAUUAUCCAAAUGCUGAGAAUUAUGUAGCCAAGACUCAGAUGCCUCUAGAGAACGCCAAAGGGGAGGGAAAAUACACCUGGGUGCUGAGUCCCAAAGACAGAAGAGGAGAAGUUGGAGAGCACUACCUUGUGAUGAAGCCCAUUGUUGAGCCGGGCGUCAAAUCCAUGAAUGCCACUGUCACUGUCAUUUCCAUCGCUGCCCAGUGCAAAUACUGGAAUGAAACCGAGUCUACCUGGAGUGAAGAUGGCUGCAGGGUCGGUCCGCUCACCACGCAUCUGGUCACCCACUGCCUCUGCAACCACUUGACUUUCUUCGGCAGCUCCUUCUUUGUCAUGCCGAACUUAGUUGAUGUGUCACGUACAGCAGAACUUUUUGCUACGUUCACCAACAAUCCCGUGGUGGUGUGUUUUGUGGGGGCCAUCUUUGCUGCCUAUCUUCUGGUGGUUGUAUGGGCACGCAGAAAAGACAUCCAGGACUCAGCUAAGGUCAAGAUAACAGUGCUGGAGGAUAAUGACCCCUUGGCUGAGUAUCAUUAUAUGCUGAAUAUCAGUACAGGUCAUCGGCAUGGUGCAUCCACCUCCUCUCAGGUGACAAUAACGCUGCUGGGCACAGAGGGAGAAAGUGAGCCCCACCACCUGAUAGAUCCUGAGAAGCCAGUGUUUGAAAGGGGUGGGUCGGACAUGUUCCUGCUGACCACACACUUUUCCCUGGGAGAUGUACAGAGCAUCCGACUGUGGCACGACAACUCAGGAGCACAUCCUGCAUGGUACGUCAACAAAGUAACUGUGCAGGAUCUGGAGAGUGGUCAGAAAUGGCACUUCCUGUGUAAUUCCUGGCUGGCUGUAGAUGUGGGAGAGUGCGCUCUUGACAAGGUCUUCCCAGUAGCCACAGAGAUGGACUUGAAGAGGUUUAGUAACCUGUUCUUCAUGAAGACAGCCAAGGAUUUCAGGGACGGCCAUAUCUGGUUCUCUGUCAUCAGUCGGCCUCCCUGCAGCACUUUCACACGAGUGCAGAGAGUGUCCUGCUGUUUUUCCUUGCUGCUUUGCACCAUGCUGACCAGCAUCAUGUUUUGGGGUAUCCCCACUGACCCCUCCGAGCAGACCAUGGACCUGGGUCACAUCGAGUUCACUUGGCAACAAGUCAUGAUCGGAGUACAAAGUUCAAUCAUCAUGUUUCCCAUCAAUCUCCUCAUCGUGAGUAUCUUUAGAAACACUCGGCCUCGAGAGAGGCGCACCAAAACGGACACGUCUAAACAAGGAAAGACUGGCCGAGUUUCUCCCUCGCAAACGCCUUCCCCUCUGAAAGCGCUGAAGGACAUCACACCCGACACUGUGAUCAAGGACAUAAAGAGAAUUGCUCAGUCACUCUCGAAGGCCAUGAAGAGUCCGCUGCCUCACCUGGAGCUCCGGCCUGGUCAGCAGGCGGACAUCAACACUCUGCUGUCUCUAGUGGAGGACAUCAUCAGACAGCAGAACUGUGCGGCCGGAGACUUCUACACUGACACCUCCAAGAGGGAUCGCUCUAUGAUUCUAAGUUUACAUGCAGUUAAACUAGAACAAGAAAACAGUGUUUUGGGGAGCCCUGAGAAGAUGUCAGAUGAAGUUCAGAAGAAGAGCAACAACAGCCGGUACCUGUACAAGCAGCUGCGUCAUGUUGAGAAGGAGCUUGGUUUGUUGGGACCUUCUCUUUUUCCAAAUCCGGACAGCUACAACCGAGCCAUGCAACAAGUUCAGGGAAUGAAGGGUCUCCUGGAGUACCAGUUCCCCUCAUCCAGCCUGGAGGGAGACCAGCUGGACCGCAGCCCCAGUCCAGAAGAGAGUGCCAACGGAGAGUCCACCAAGAAGUCUAGUCAAGGCGGGCUGCCGUGGUGGUUUGUGUUUGUUGGUUGGAUACUGGUGAUUGCAACCAGCGGUGUGUCGGGAUACUUCACCAUGAUGUAUGGGCUGACGUACGGGAAAGACCGCUCCAUAAGCUGGCUUAUCUCCAUGGUGGUGUCCUUCUUUGAGAGCCUCUUUAUUACUCAGCCUCUGAAGGUUCUUGGUUUUGCUGCUUUUUUCGCUCUUGUUCUAAAGAAAGUUGACCAGGAGGAGUACGGAGAACCUCAGAUAGAUGAGAGUCUGAGGAACACAGAUGAUCCUGAUACAGUGCGGGCAGCGAGAAGAGACAGCACAUGCAGCUUCUAUCAGCCACCACCUCCCACUGACAUCGAGAGGAUAAAGAACAACAUGAUUAAAGAACAGAAGGUCUUCGCACUUAUAAGGGAGAUCCUUGCCUACAUGGGAUUUAUGUGGAUGUUGCUCCUGGUGGCGUACGGUCAGAGGGACCCCAACGCUUACUUUCUGACCCAACACAUUCGGCAGAGCUUCAGCAGAGGGAUCUCUGACAGUUUGAGUAUUCAGGAUAUGUUCAACUGGGCAAACACAACCCUACUGAGCAACCUGUUUGGAGAGCACGCAGGAUUCAUCACAGAUGGAAACUCCAAGCUGGUGGGUAAUGCUCGUCUUCGCCAGGUGAGGGUGCAUCAGAACUCCUGCCACGUGGCUCCCUCCAUGCAGCAGUCUCAGGGGGACUGUCACGCUCCGUACUCGUGGGAGUUGGAAGACAUGGACUCCUAUGGUCCAGGCUGGAGCCGCUCUGAGGGUGAUAACACCUCGCUGAACCUUCAAAGCCCGUGGACGUACCGGUCCCAGCGCCAACUGAGGGCCUCCCCCAUCUGGGGCAGCGUGAAGCUUUACAGAGGGGGAGGGUUUGUGGUGGAUCUAGGGCCAGAUUUACAUAAUUCAAGCAGAUCCCUCCAGUACCUUUAUGACAACACCUGGAUUGAUGUGUACACCCAAGCGGUCUUUGUAGAGUUCACUGUGUACAAUGCCAACGUCAACCUCUUCUGCAUUGUCACUCUCAUGCUGGAGACCACAGCCAUAGGAGCUUUCCAGUUCCGCAGUGAGCUUCAGAGUGUGCGCCUUUACCAGUCGACCGGAGGCCUUCACAUUUUUGUCAUGGCCUCUGAAGCUAUUUACUUCCUCUUCAUCAUCUAUUACAUGUUUGUCCAGGGAAAGCUGAUGAAGCAGCAGAGAUGGGCUUAUUUUAAGAGCAAGUGGAACCUGCUUGAGCUCGCAAUUAUCAUCCUCAGUUGGAGUGCGCUGUCUGUCUUCAUCAAGAGGACUUUACUGGGGAACCGGGACAUGGAGUACUACCAGAACAACAAAGACCAAUACGCCAGUUUCCAUGAGACAGCCAAGGCCGAUGCGGUGUUGGGGUAUCUGAUUGCCUUCCUGGUGCUAUUGGCUACAGUCAAACUCUGGCACCUGCUGAGACUGAACCCUAAGCUGCACAUGAUCACAGCCACGCUGCAGCGAGCCUGGACUGAUAUCUCAGGCUUCCUGGUGGUCAUGACCAUCAUGUUCCUGGCCUACUCCAUUGCUUCUAACCUAAUGUAUGGGUGGAAGUUAUACUCCUAUCGGACUCUGCUGAAUGCUGCACAGACCAUGGUCAGCCUGCAGCUUGGUAUAUUCAACUAUGAAGAGGUUUUGAAUUACAAUCCAGUGCUUGGAGCUUUCCUCAUCGGAUCCUGCAUUGUGUUCAUGACCUUUGUGGUGCUGAACCUCUUCAUCUCUGUCAUUCUGGUGGCAUUCAGUCAAGAGCAGAUCCAUCACAAGCCGUCAGAAGAGGAUGAGAUUGUGGAUCUGAUGCUGAUGAAACUCUUCAGUUUGUUUGGACUCAAAACUAAGAAACAAGCUGGUGACUGCCCAACUGAUUGUCCAGCUGGUUCAUCUGCUUCAAAUAAUGGACUCUCAACGGUUUCUUCUGGGAAAGUUUGUGAUGGCUGACAUGCUCUCACAGAAUCCUUUUUUCAGUUUCUGCUUUUGUUGCUUUGUGACUGAAUUGCAAUGAAUUGUUCUUAUAAGUAUGUAAAUGAUUAGCAUUUGUCUCUACUGCUGCAGAUAUGUCACUUGUGUAGGAGAAGCUUAAACACUGAGAGAAAGUAGGAACUGAGGAUGAUUCUUAUGUUACGCACUGAGGCACUGUAUUUAUGCUGUUGUAUAUUUUGUUAAUCAAAUAAAUAAAAAAUA
Messenger RNA from Anoplopoma fimbria (sablefish), 7296 nucleotides. Its product is annotated as polycystic kidney disease protein 1-like 2. Lineage: Eukaryota; Metazoa; Chordata; Actinopteri; Perciformes; Anoplopomatidae. Gene Ontology annotation, molecular function: protein binding; calcium ion binding; carbohydrate binding. Gene Ontology annotation, biological process: detection of mechanical stimulus. The record is from RefSeq and is a predicted model, not a curated record. The coding region runs from base 1 to 7053 and encodes 2350 amino acids. The transcript has 39 exons. Gene Ontology annotation, cellular component: membrane.